Molecule: messenger RNA, 1569 nt
Organism: Naegleria fowleri
Lineage: Eukaryota; Heterolobosea; Eutetramitea; Acrasida; Naegleriidae
Exons: 3
Coding region: 1-1569 (522 amino acids)
Biological process (GO): endoplasmic reticulum membrane organization
Cellular component (GO): plasma membrane; endoplasmic reticulum membrane
Source: RefSeq, a predicted model, not a curated record
AUGAGCAGCUUGCCCAACAGUUCUAUCGGCAGCAAGUCUCCCCUGAAAGGAAGCACCGUUUUAAAGUCUUCAUCAUCAUCAUCAUCAGUAAAGGACUACCAUGGGAGAAUAUAUCUGUUUAGCCAAAAGGAUUCGAAUGAUACUGAUACAGCAAAAAUUAAACAAUUAAUUGAGCAAUCGGGAGGAGAAAUCUCUGAAAUCAAAGUAGACGGAAAGCCCUACUUACAGACUUUUAUGAAGAAAAUUCUUGGAGAAGCCACUAAACCUCCACAUGUAUUCUUCAACGAUGAAUAUGUUGGAGGAUGGGAACAGAUCAAAGCCAUGAGCGAGAACGGACAACUCGGGCUGAAGAUUCAAACUUGCAAAAACGCACUUUCUCCUGGAGAACUCUACAAAGUAUAUCGUAAACAAGGAGAUUUAUUUGUCAUCAGCCCAGGCCAUUUGUACUUCCCUCCUCCAACAAAAAGACUUAUCACAUGCAUGAUCACUCUGUAUAAUAGAACUGACAAAUAUACUGCAUACAAGCUCAAAACUACAUGUCCAAAUAGGUAUAUUGUGAAACCAAAGAAAGGAAUUGCACCACCAAAUGGAACAGUUCACGUGGAAAUAACAAUGCAAAAACCAGUGACGGAAAACGAGAAGGGAGACAAGUUUCGAGUUGAGUCUCUUGCCCUUCAAUAUUAUAAAACAGAAAUGGAAGAUAAAGUAGACGAAUUAUUUAAAGAAGCAGAUGCAAAGAGAGUUGUAAAACAAAAAAUUUCAUGCCUUUUUGAGAAUCCGCCUUUGGAUUUUAACCUCGUUACUUUAAAUGAUGGAUCUCUGUUAGUGUCCAAAAAUAUUAGUGUAGUAGACAUCUAUGAUGGAUUUCCAAUUGAACAGUUUGCACAAGCUGUGUCAAAACAGAGAGAACUGAUAUUUGGAUCAAAGAAGCCUCAACUUUCGAUCCAUAAUGAAGACAAGCCACCACAACCAUCAAGUGUCACAGAGACCACUCCUGCCAACAAAGAACAUAUCAUGAUUAACAGUGCACCAGCUACCUCUUCAGUUACUGAGGCAAUUUUUGAAUCUCCAAGAAAUUUAGAAAGUGCUCGUAGCAUAGAGACUGAGGAGUUAUCUGAUAUCGAGAAGAGCCCAAUACCAAAAUCAGACUCUUCAGAAGAGGAGAUCUCAAAGAUACAAGCAUUGAAGAACGCUUCUGAGAAGAUUGUUGCUCAAAAAACGAAUCAAAAAUUAGAAGCAUCUAAGGGACUAGAAGAGCUCUAUAAAGAGGAAUACAAUAGAUUGGAGAAGGAGUACGAACAAAUUAUUAACAAACUUAAGGUGUCAGAACAACGGAUUAAAGAGUAUGAGCUCACUAUUGAUGAGCUAAAUGUAAAACUAAGAGAGUCAGAGCAAGCCUUACAGAGAGAACGAGCACAGCAACAGAAGAGAAGAAAUGAGAACACCAUUUUUGAAUCGUUGGGACGACAAGUUUCCACUCCUACUGACAUUGACGCAAAAGAAGGAUAUUCUCUUGCAGCCCUAAUUGCCAUUGCUCUUAUUUGUCUACUAAUCGGUAAAUUAAUGUAA